CGCGUGGAGGGGGGGGGGCAGGGAGGCAGGGGAUGGUUGGACUGGUGAGUUUUACGAGUGCUUGUGUUGUGUUGGAUGAGGGGACACCCAAAGACCCUCCAUCCGGGCUCAUCAGUCACCUUUCUCCGCCUGUCUCCGCGCCAGGCCGGGUACUCUCUCUCUACCCCACACUCAAGUGACGCAAAAUGCCCUUCAAUGGCGAGAAGCAGUAUGUGGGUGAGGACCAGCCCAGCGACUCAGAUUCUUCCCGGUUUUCCGAAAGCAUGGCGUCGCUCAGUGACUAUGAGUGUUCCAGGCAGAGCUUUACAAGUGACUCCUCCAGCAAAUCCAGCUCUCCUGCUUCAGCAAGCCCUCCCAGGGUUGUAACAUUUGACGAAGUGAUGGGUGCAGCAAGGAACUUAGAAAACAUGACUCUUGUUCAUGAAAUUGCCGUAAAUGAGAACUUUCAACUGAAACAAGAUGCCCUCCCUGAGAACAGCUUGGCCAGCCGAGUGAAGCGCAUUGUCCACCAGGCCUACUGGGAUGUCUUGGAAUCAGAACUGAAUGCUGAGCCUCCCGAGUAUGACCAUGCCAUCAAACUGUUUGAAGAAAUCAGAGAGAUCCUUCUCUCUUUUCUGAUCCCCGGUAGUGGAAACCGGCUCCGCAACCAGAUUUGUGAAGUUUUGGACACGGACCUCAUUAGGCAGCAGGCUGAGCACGGUGCUGUUGACAUCCAAGGCCUGGCCAACUAUAUCAUCAGUACAAUGGGAAAGCUGUGCGCACCUGUGAGAGAUGACGAUGUCAGAAAGUUAAAGGCUACCGGCAACAUCGUGGAGGUGCUGAGACAAAUAUUUCAUGUCCUGGACCUCAUGAAUAUGGACAUGGCCAAUUUUCUAAUUAGGAGUUUUAGACCACAUUUUCAACGCCAGCUGGUGGAUUAUGAGAGAACCAAGUUUCAGGAAAUUUUAGAAGAAACUCCAAGUGCUCUUGAUAAAACUACAAAAUGGAUACAAGAGUCUGUAAAUGAAGAAUUACUUGCUGUUUCUGAGACCACUUUAACUCCUGGGGCCAAAAACAGCUCCAAGCCAAGCCUGAGCCCUACACUGGUGCUAAAUAACAGUUAUUUGAAACUGUUGCAGUGGGAUUAUCAGAAAAAAGAACUUCCAGAGACACUGAUAACAGAUGAAGUACGUCUUCAAGAACUGAGGGAAAAACUGAAUCAGUUGAAAAUUAUUGCCUGCCUGUCCCUCAUUACCAACAAUAUGUUGGGUGCUAUUAUAGAAGGCCUCCCUGAGCUUGCAGACAAGUUAAAAAGGAUUUCAGCUGUUCUACUUGAAGGCAUGAACAAAGAGACCUUUAACUUGAAGGACGUCCUGAAUUCUGUUGGUGUUCAGACUUGUGGUGAGGUUAACAAGACCCUGAUAGAGAGAGGCUUAUCCACUUUAAAUGCUGAGGUUCAAGCUAACCUUGUAGGUCAAUUUUCAAGCAUCGAAAAGGAGGACAAUCCUAUCCGGUCUUUGAUUGAUAAACGAAUCCAGCUGUACCUGAAGAGCCUGCUCUGUCUUCCAAGCCCUCAGAAAUGCCUGCCUCCCAUGCCUGGAGGACUUGCUGUCAUUCAGCAGGAGCUGGAAGUGCUAGGUUCUCAAUAUGCUAACAUUGUGAAUCUCAACAAACAAGUGUAUGGACCAUUUUAUGCAAAUAUACUUCGAAAGCUGCUCUUCAGUGAAGAAGCCAUGGGGAAGGCAGAUGCUUCAUCGUCUGCUAACUAAAGAGGAACUGACACUGGAUAAGAGAUUAGAAACCCACAUUUUGGUAUGGAAUCUGUUUCCAUGGAUGGCUUUACAGAGGUGGCACCUUCUCAGUCCUGGUCGUGGUGCAGUGUUAGCCCGGGUCUGUGUAACCCAGUAAUGUUAGAAUUGCAGAAGACAUGCACAUCAUAUAGGCCCUAUUCGUGUAUCAUUUUCAAGUGCAAAAGAGAUGUUUUUCAUGAACAGAAAGCAAUGUAAUGAAUUAUAUUACCUAUAUAAUACUUGGGUUUUCUUAAGCAUUUAUAUCUAGCUUAUCUAUUCAACCCUUAAGGAGUUGUAUUUCCUCACUUGUUACUAUCAAAUCUAAUGGUUUUUAAUUUUGGUACAACUUAAAGGGUUGAAAGUUAUGAGAAUAACCAAGGGGAUUGAUGUUCUGAAUACAUGAUGUAAAGUAAGCAGAAUUGUAUUUGAAGUGUACAAUGAAAAAAAAUAAAUCAAGCAAGACAUGUACAAUGAAAUUUUAAUUGUGUAAUAGAAACUUACAUAGUAAGUCCUGAAAUUCCUCAAAUGCUCCAGUUCACAUUUUAUAAUACCAAUUGUCAGUAUUUGUGUAGAAUUUAAAUUGAUUAAAUAUAUUUUAAAGCUAUAUGCAAAUUUAGAUAAAACCUUCCUUGUUUAUUUAGUGAAAAUAGAAACAAAUCCCUUCUAAAUUUCAUUCUGGAGGUUGGUUUUUUAUUGCAAUAUAUCCAGCUCUCUGAGAGAAACAAUUUUUGCACAAAUCUCUUAGUGAAUGUCUUUGCAUUUCUCAGGCCAUUGUAAGGUUUAUAUAAGAUUUUAAUAUUUUUACAUAAGGCAGGAAUGGUUUGAAUUGGUCUACUUGUAAGAAGAAGGGAAGCUUAACAAUAAAACGAUAUGCCAGGAGAUCCCCAUUCUCAGUGAAGCUCACAAAAAAGAAGUGUUUGAACUUUGGCUGUUUUAGAACCACAUAACUUGCUAGCAAAUGCCUUCUGUGCUGAUUAGAUUCUUACCCUGCUAUGACCUAGGUGCUCUUCUUGACAUUCUCGAGCAUGAAAUCACUUUGCCAAGCUGGCACUGGCUGUCCUUAGAGAAACCUGCUUGUCCUGGAAUUACAUACUUCUUUUGAAGUGUUAAGGGAAACAUUACAGUUUGGGCCGACUGGGUCCAGAAAGUGCUUUAUUUGCAUAAAACACAUUUGUUACUGUUUUGUUUCCUAAGGAUUCACCGAACCCUCGUCGGUUGCUGGGGAAGAGUCUGUAUGCAGCUGAAAGUUCGUUCUUCCUCGCCCCCUUUUCCUCACCAUGACCUCCACCAUGCUGGUGCUACUUCUUUAUUUAACGAAGUUCUAGGAAGUGAUUGUGAGAAUAAAUGAUCUCCAAUCUUCACAUUUUGGAGGGCUUUGCCAAAAUUUGAGGAAAGUUUUAAAAAGCCAGUUGUUUUUCUCACAAUGACUGAUAUGUAAACCUAUUUAAGCAGGCAUGUCUAAGUGGAAAUUGACUGAAGAGCACAUCAUUGGUCUUACUGUCCCCUCUUCCUGUAUUUCCAUUCUGCCCAUGCUCUUCUAUGCUUAGAAACCAUAAGGUGCUGAAGGUUUUUGUUUUCAUUUUCUCUUAAAUUGAAGGACUUUUCAGCUGUGUUCACUUUGGAGCAUGGGCGACAGGGGAGGUCUAACAUAGCAAAGUAAUGUACUGUGUGAUUUUUGUGGUUGCUUUCUGAGGUGAACUGUAUACUUAACAGGAAGACCAGGUGCACUUCUUAAUGAUCAGAUUGGAAUUCAGCAGGUAUUCUUAUAUACUUGAUUAUACUGCAGUUGCCAGCAGGAAAACAAUGUGCAAACAUUUUUUAAAUGUAUUUUAAAUGAAGGGCAUUCUGCUUUUUUUUUUUUUUAAGUGACAAAGUAAAUCUCAAUGUCUCAAGUCUAGAUUUAGGCAACUACAUUUAUUAGGAUUUUUACAUCAUAUCCCUGAGCAUGUUGUUUAUUUGGUUUUUACCUAAAUGUUUACUUCUACUUUUAAGGUUUUCUUAAUAUGGUCUUGUUUUGUAAUGUCAAUUUUAUUAAACAUCAUACACACAUUUUCAUUCUUCUACUGCUAAAACAUGUAUUGUG
Molecule: messenger RNA, 3852 nt
Organism: Molossus molossus (Pallas's mastiff bat)
Lineage: Eukaryota; Metazoa; Chordata; Mammalia; Chiroptera; Molossidae
Gene: TCP11L2
Product: t-complex 11 like 2
Exons: 10
Coding region: 186-1748 (520 amino acids)
Biological process (GO): signal transduction
Source: RefSeq, a predicted model, not a curated record